GGUACCCCGGAAGUCAAUAAAUCUUAUGGCUGAUCCAAAUUGGGCAUAUGCACCCCCAACAAAUUAUUAUGCAGACCAUUCAAUAGCAAAGCCGAUUAUGAUAUCCGGCGGCCACCCAUCUCAAGAUCAGGGCCAUUCACCGAAGUCGGAAUCAUUCGGACAAUCAGUUACUACUGCUUUUAAUGGAAUGGUUGAUAAUCUUGUCGGUUCCCCAUCUUCGUCUGUUCAACAACGAAACUAUUUCACCACAACACCGUUCCCUAUAUCCCGAUCACCAAACGAUCGAAAUGACGACAAAAUCAUGGGCAAUGGAAGUUACGGUGUCCCGAUUCCAAUUCCACAAGACGGAGUGCCGCAGGGCACACCCGAUUUCCAAAUGACACCAUUCUUGCAACAAGGAGGCCAUUUAAUUGGUGGAAGUCCGAAUGGUCCUGUUCAGGUCUCGGGAAAUUGGUAUUCUGGAGGUGCUGGCAUAUUUUCAACAAUGCAACAGGCCGACCCGUCGAAUGGAAUGCCUGGCAUGGCAGCCGAAUUCGUGAACAAUGAGAACGGAAUGCCUGGGCCAAAUGGAAUGCACCAACAGGCAAUGAUUUCUGGAUCCCCUCCGUUUCCAUAUCAAAAUAUGAUGAAUUUAACGACGAGUUUUGGAGCUAUGGGACUUGGACCGCAACAAAUUCAGCAGAGGGAUCCCCAAAUGUUCCAACAACCCAUUCUUCAUGAACCAAUUCAAGGAAUGGCUCAAAACGGAUUUGGCCAGCAAGUCUUUUUCACUCAAAUGCAGAAUCAGCAACAUCCACAAGGACAAGCGCAACAACAACUGCAACAACUUGCCCAACAGCAUCAGCAGCAACAAAAUAGUCAGCAAUUCUUUGGGCAAGGACCCAAUGGAAUGGGUAACGGUGGAGUCAUGAAUGACUGGAGUCAACGGAGCUUUGGAAUGCCACAACAGCAAGCACAACAAAAUGGUCUUCCGCCCAACUUCUCCCAGAAUCCUCCACGACGACGUGGCCCAGAAGAUCCGAAUGGUCAAACCCCAAAAACUCUCCAAGAUAUCAAAAAUAACGUGAUUGAGUUUGCCAAGGAUCAGCAUGGCUCACGUUUCAUUCAGCAAAAGCUUGAGCGUGCUUCUCUUCGUGACAAAGCCGCCAUAUUCACACCAGUACUGGAGAACGCAGAGGAGCUCAUGACGGACGUUUUUGGAAACUACGUUAUCCAAAAAUUCUUCGAAUUUGGUAACAAUGAGCAGCGCAACCAGUUGGUUGGUACAAUUCGUGGAAAUGUGAUGAAGCUCGCGUUGCAAAUGUACGGCUGUCGAGUGAUUCAAAAAGCGUUGGAAUACGUUGAAGAAAAGUACCAGCACGAGAUUCUCGGCGAAAUGGAAGGACAAGUGUUGAAAUGUGUCAAGGAUCAGAACGGCAAUCACGUUAUUCAAAAAGUGAUAGAACGUGUUGAGCCGGAACGCCUUCAGUUUAUUAUUGACGCAUUCACGAAGAAUAAUAGUGACAAUGUCUAUACACUAUCCGUUCAUCCAUACGGUUGUCGUGUUAUUCAACGUGUUCUCGAAUAUUGCAAUGAAGAGCAGAAGCAGCCAGUGUUAGACGCUCUUCAGAUUCAUUUGAAACAACUUGUUCUUGAUCAAUACGGAAACUAUGUCAUCCAACAUGUCAUUGAACAUGGAAGUCCCAGCGACAAGGAACAAAUCGUGCAAGACGUGAUUUCGGAUGAUUUGCUCAAAUUCGCUCAACACAAAUUUGCUUCAAAUGUUAUUGAGAAAUGUCUCACGUUCGGAGGACAUGCAGAAAGAAACCUGAUAAUUGACAAAGUUUGUGGAGACCCGAAUGACCCAUCACCACCACUACUACAAAUGAUGAAGGAUCCAUUCGCCAACUACGUUGUCCAGAAGAUGCUUGACGUUGCCGAUCCACAACACCGAAAGAAGAUCACGCUGACUAUCAAGCCCCACAUUGCAACUCUGCGCAAGUACAACUUUGGAAAGCACAUCCUGCUGAAACUCGAGAAGUACUUUGCAAAGCAAGCGCCCGCCAACUCUUCCAACUCAUCUUCCAACGACCAAAUCUACGAGCACAGCCCGUUCGACAUCCCACUCGGAGCUGAUUUUAGUAAUCACCCGUUUUAACGGAAACUGGACGACGAUGGUACGAUAAACCAACUAAGACUGUCAUUUUGCUCAAACGACAACUGAAUCAAAUGUGAUAUAUUAAAAAAGGUUGAUGCUAAUUCACCUUAAACGGGAUUUUUUUUUAAUUUUUAACAAAUGCCUUUUAAUUCUUCAUUCGAAAAAGUUUAAUAUGCUAUGUAUGUGUAGUAUUUUUGGAUUUAAAAUCAAAGUGUUUUUUCCUAUAAUCAUUCAAUUGUAAACCGUUGUUGCUUUUUUCUUCUUUUACUUCUUUCUUCAUGUAAUCUAGAAUCCAUGGUAACCUUUUCUUCUUUUUCAUUUUUUUUUCUCCACGAGCAUAGAAAUAGUUGCGUAGGUUAGGCAUUUUGUGCUCGUUUUUUCUCCAAAUUUCUGCAAACAGCUCAUUCUCACGGAUUUCUUUUAAAUUGUUUUUUUCUAAUACUUUGCGCGCUAAAGCACAGUUUUCACUUUUCCAAUGUCACAUGCAGCCUUUCCUUCAUAAAUGCAGCCUUAUAUCGAGUACUCACUACAAAACCCGCCUUAUAUUUUCUGAGCAGUAACCUGGCCCUUACCUAAUCCUCACGUGUGAAUAUGUAAAUUUCAUCGUUUUUGAAAUCCCCCUGACCCCCUUUCAAAUUAACAAAAACCAAUGUUUUGUUCCCCCUCCCCUUUUUUCAUUUGCCCUGUGAGCAUUUCUUUGUAAACUUUCGUUACUUUUUUCCUUUUUGAUUUUUUUUUCUAGGCCAAUUUAUAUGUUUUUCUUUUCAAUUCCAGGAUUUGGGCUUUAUUGACCCAUUAAUCCAAAACCAAUACCAUCACAAUUUUCUGUAUGUUGAGUAUCGCUUGAAUUAUGUAUACAUAGCUGUAAAUCUCUUGUUACAAUGUCAUUUUUGUUCGAUAUUCAUAUUCAUGGAAAGGGAGGGUCUUACUUGCUCUUCGUUCUUUUUGUGUCGUUUUUUUGGUUCUGCUUUUUGUCCCCCUUUUCUCAUUGAUGCCCUAAUUCAUUUCGCUCCAGUAUCAGAGAUUAUGAACUUUAACGACUACUGUUUUCCUAUCUCUGCCAUUUUCAGCACAGCAUUUCCAAAAUGUUAUAAUGUAGUAUUUUUGUUAAUUAUGCAAGAUUUUCGAUUAUACCAUUUAAUGCGUUGAUCAUGGUUACCACGAAAAAUGAAAUGUUUUGGUUUU
This is a messenger RNA of Caenorhabditis elegans, 3322 nucleotides long. RefSeq names its product PUM-HD domain-containing protein (gene puf-9). Lineage: Eukaryota; Metazoa; Nematoda; Chromadorea; Rhabditida; Rhabditidae. The transcript has 9 exons. Bases 26 to 2137 code for a protein of 703 amino acids. Gene Ontology annotation, cellular component: cytoplasm. Gene Ontology annotation, biological process: post-transcriptional regulation of gene expression. The record is from RefSeq and is marked reviewed. Gene Ontology annotation, molecular function: RNA binding.